Molecule: messenger RNA, 345 nt
Organism: Auanema sp. JU1783
Lineage: Eukaryota; Metazoa; Nematoda; Chromadorea; Rhabditida; Rhabditidae
Source: the annotation of a GenBank genome assembly
AACGAUUCUCCGCAACUCUUAGGAGUUCAACCCGUUUCGAGCCGCACAAGAGAACAAUUACGUGGACAGGAUAUAGUCAUCACCAACGACGACCUUAAGCCAGUCAAAGCCGAGCCUACACGUGACAAAUCGCCCACUUCCAGCGACGACAACUACACUCCAUCAAAGGAACGGAGAACAAAACAAGUAAGAAAAUUAAAACAUAAGAAAAACCCUAAAAAUUCGAAAACUGCUAAAAGAAAGGCUUCUGUUUUGAACACAUCAGAAGUUCUUAAUAGUUCUCUCGACUUCCAGGCUCGUCAAAUCGAAAUAAGAAAUCUACCCAAAAGAUUCAAAGACUACUGA